Messenger RNA from Paramacrobiotus metropolitanus, 1850 nucleotides. RefSeq names its product BTB/POZ domain-containing protein 3-like. The record is from RefSeq and is a predicted model, not a curated record. Gene Ontology annotation, molecular function: protein binding. Bases 254 to 1510 code for a protein of 418 amino acids. Lineage: Eukaryota; Metazoa; Tardigrada; Eutardigrada; Parachela; Macrobiotidae. The transcript has 6 exons.
ACGUGAACGCUUGCUCAUUUCGCGCUCAUUUCGGCCCACGCUUGAUUUCGUCAUGCUUUUCGGGUUUUUGAGUCUCGCAGUCAGUGUCAGUUACAGAGUACAUUCAUUACAUUCCGUUUCUGACUUGUUCUUUCCGUUUUGCCAUAUGAUUUUGUCUCAGAUUUUGUCCGAACCUGCCCUUUAUUAAGCUUUCUCAACAUAUUUACAGUGCUAUAAAAUCAAACUUAAAGCUGUCGACGAAUUAAAACUAGUCAUGUCCACCAGUGCAACUUUAUCGGAGGCUCCGGCCGGGCGAAACCAUGCGACGGCCAUGCUAACAGGUCGCAAUCGUCUGGCUGGCUUAGUGGAGCAGGCGUUCGCCAGCGGGGACCUCAGUGAUGUCCGUUUCACUGUGGGACGUCCGUCUGGCGAUGUGCGGGAUUUCACCGCGCACAAGUUCGUCUUGGGGAUUCGCAGCCCGGUGUUCCGCAUGAUGUUCUACGGCAAUGUGCCCGAAAACGGCCAGGACGCCGUAGAUAUCCCCGAUAUUCACCCGGAUGCCUUUGCCAACAUGUUAAGUUUUGUGUACACCGAUGGAGUUCCAGUGGAUGAUCUAAACGCCGGCAACGUUUUCGCCACGAUGAGCUGCGCUAACAAGUACGGUUUACCGGAGCUGGUGCAGCUGUGCAGCAAUUUCGUCGUCAGCCAAUUGACUGCCGAUAAUUGUCUGGCCACUUUGAAACAGGCUGUGUUCUGGCAUGCUGACAACAUCGUGGACGAGUGUCUGGCGUUAGUGGAUCACCACAGUGUGGCGAUGCUGCAGUCCGACCAGUUUGACGGCAUCACACAGGAAACACUGCAGCGUAUUCUGCAGCGCAAGACACUGUUGGCGGAGGAACACAUGAUUUACUUGGCUGUUGAACGGUGGGCAGCGGCGGCCUGUUCUAGUAACGCCGUGGAGGCUUCAGCGGCCAAUCGCCGUCAGAUGCUGGGAGACGCAUUGUUCCAUGUGCGGUUUCCGCUCUUGAAUAACACGGAAUUAGCAGACGGCCCGGGCAAAAGCGGACUGUUGACGGAAUCGGAACUGUUGAGUUUGUUCAUGUACCAGAAUGCCACGGUGAAGCCGACCUUGGCGUUUCCCACCGAGCGCCGCUUAACGAAGGAACAACAGAAAGAACAGAGUCCACAGACAUUGUUUCGCACGGGAGAGGAAGUGUUUGUGCAGUCCCUGGGCAAAAUGGGACCGUGGUGGCAGCCAGCGCGCGUGAUCGCGUGUUAUCCCCAUCACGUGUUGUUCACUUGGUGCAAAAACGGCGAGAGCGACACCGCAACGGCUGACCAGGUGAUUCGUGCCAAAGACUACCUGAAACGCGACCAGACGGUGUACGUGCGCUCGAUGCGAGCGUACGCACGGUACGAACAUGCCGGCAUGGACGGACAGCCCCGGGUCAAUGGUGAUCGGAUCGUUGAACUGGCGGAUUUGCUGCUGCGCAAAGAGCAUGUCGCGUUGUGGAAGGCGGGCCGGAAAUGAGCCACGUUCUUUGUCCGGAUCGGACUUUGAACCCAUUCGCCUUUUUAUGCACGCGAAAAUUGUUGUUGUCUUCGCUUUUUAAUGCGUGCAUGCGAAACUAUUGUUAUCUUUACUUUUUGAUGCACCGCAUUGCACCCGACAACUUUUUUCUUCACAGUGUGAUUGCUUUCGCAAAUUAUUCCUGCGCUUUUUGAUGUUUACGAAGCUGAUACGUUUGUUUUUGUUAACGCUGCUUGAUAUUUACAAAUUUGUACGCUUUUUGAUGUUUGCAAAGAUGCUGCUUUCACUAUUUGAUGCGUACGUAAACACUUACUUUGCUUUUUCAUGUUUGCGAAGACUG